Messenger RNA from Scaptodrosophila lebanonensis, 682 nucleotides. It is a transcript of the gene Dhfr, whose product is annotated as dihydrofolate reductase. The transcript is spliced from 2 exons. NCBI's taxonomy places the organism in Eukaryota, Metazoa, Arthropoda, Insecta, Diptera, Drosophilidae. Gene Ontology annotation, cellular component: mitochondrion. The record is from RefSeq and is a predicted model, not a curated record. Bases 76 to 645 code for a protein of 189 amino acids. Gene Ontology annotation, molecular function: dihydrofolate reductase activity; NADP binding. Gene Ontology annotation, biological process: folic acid metabolic process; tetrahydrofolate biosynthetic process; dihydrofolate metabolic process.
AUUGAAUCAAAUCAGGUUUUAGAGAUAAGAUUAGAAAUUUGUUGAAAACAUACAUAUGUACAUAUGCAUACAUAGAUGACUUGCAAAAAGAUGUUAAAAUUUAAUUUAAUUGUGGCUGUGUGUGAUAAUUUUGGUAUCGGCAUUAGAGGUGACCUGCCCUGGCAAAUUAAGUCUGAGCUAAAGUAUUUCAGUCGCACCACAAAGCGCAUUAGUGACCCUACGAAGCGGAAUGUCGCCAUUAUGGGUCGUAGAACAUAUUUCGGCAUACCUGCCAACAAGCGGCCACUGCCCGAACGCCUUAAUAUUGUGCUGAGCACUACACUUAAGCACGAUGAUCUGCCGGAUGAUGUCUUACUGUUUCCCAAUCUGGAGUCUGCCAUGCAGCAUUUGGAGAGCGUUGAUUUAAAGGAUGAAAUCGAAAAUGUUUGGAUUGUUGGUGGCAGUGGUGUAUAUGCUGAGGCAAUGAGUUCGCCACGCUGUCACCGCCUUUACAUAACCAAGAUACAGCAGCACUUUGAGUGCGACACGUUUUUUCCCAAUAUACCCGCAAGCUUUCGAGAAGUCUCGCCUGAUACGGACACACCGUUGGGCGUGCAGGAAGAAAAUGGCAUUAAGUACGAGUACAAAAUUUUGGAGAAACAAUAACGAAAAUAAAGCCUUUAUUUCGGUGUUGCACCGCGCA